ACUAGUGAACUCAGUUACAGGUAGACUGACUGUGUUUUCUGCAGGUACAGAGCAGGGACACUGAUUCUGGUUGAUUAAAAACCUCUCACCUGCACAGAGUACCGCAAAGACGACCAUGAAGUCACAGGACAGCCCGUGCUUGCACUCCGACUAAAUGACUAAAUAAACCACAGCAAUGUUUUCAAAUUCACAUUUAGCUAGUUUUACAGUUAAAGGCACACAAGCCAAGGAUCAAAUGACUUCUGAGUGCGUGUGACGUGCACACUCGUGCCAAUACUAGAUUUAUCCUUGAAGUCAAAGAGUCACUCUUCCAGUGUCCUCAACAAAAAUGAAAAAGUUAAUUUGGGUCAGCACAGUCAUUUUUCUGCCCUCCUCCCAAAUGUACUUCCUAUCGAUGGAGUGAGAAAAGUGCCUCCCAUGGUCAUCUCAUUGCCUGUUUUCAUCACUCAGUCAUCUUCUAUGUGAUCUAGAAGAAGUGCACCAAUAAUUAUUACAAGGGUAUUUGCUUUCGGUACGCUCAGUUCAACUGAGGUGUUUAAAAAGGUUUGUGUCUUUGCAGCAAAGUGAAAAUGCUGAAUGACCUCCUCCAAAUGUGAUUCCAUCAUUUUUGCCAGGACUGGUAUUGCUGCUUAAAGAAAAACACAAAGUGUUGGUUUAAUCAAACCAGCUGCUAACGCCUGUUAGCCACUGGAAAGUGUCUGGAUCUGUAUCUCUCAUUAAAUUAGUUAAUUUUAAUUAGGAACUAAUUUCAAAUGUAGCAGCAGACUCGUCACACCAGACAACAUUUUUCCAUGGACUGAGCUUCAGAGCAGACAGCAGAACUACAGCUAAACUAUAAGGAGGUAAACUGCCUAUUCACUGUCAGAUACUGUGAGAGGAGUACUACAUGCAUCACUGAAAUAUGGCUGCACUCAUACUUUCACAUAGUACUUGGCUUAUAACUUUUUGGCAGAUAGAGACGUUGGUCUGAGUGCUCCAGAGAAAGGUGGAAUUUCACUCUUUGUGAUUGAAAAGCGGCUCAAUCCUGAGCCCGGAUGUUGAUUGUCAGGAUGCAUCCAGAACUCUUUGGGUAUUAUUACCACUGAACCAUCAACGUUGUGGGAAACGUCUUGUCUGGCUCUUGUACAGAUGAGCCCUUCAACUUUUGCCUCACGUGUGAUGAAGUUGCUGGAGAAACUAGCUGAAGGUUUAAUAGAAACCUCAGCCCUCUGCAGUUCAUAUAUCCCCUAAAUUUAGGAGUGGAUGAAGCAGUUAUUUACCUGUUGAAGAGAGCUUACUCCUGUCUGCAUAGUAACAGCUGAUUAUGUGAAUCUGAAAUCGAUCGAUCAACACAAACAAGUUGUGUUUGUGAAGUUUUAACUUGCCUUUGUGACAGGGUCAAGCAACAAUACAGAGCCUAACUGCAGUGUGCACGGCUUUUGAUAAGGAAGAAUAAGAAGCACAGAAUCAUUUAUAGAAAUGUUAUCUGCCCGCUGUGGUCACAGAGCACAAUGAGAACGUUCUGUCCAAAAGAUCGCUUCUGCAGUCGACUAUCUCGUGUGUUCAAAUUAUUUAAAGACAAUACGUGAUAUUUUUGUAGGACCCUAUUCAGCCAAGUCAGCUUGACACAGAGAGGGGCAGAAUCCUUUCCAUCACAUCACUGAGAAUAACCUUUUUGAUUUCUUCAGUGCAUUUAACACAGUCCAGUCACUGCUGGAUAGUGUACAGCAUACAGGUCAUUUACAGGAAAUGUCAGUGACUACCUGACAGACACACUGGAUUAUGUGAGAUUGGGCAGUGCUCCGUUUGAUUUGGUGGUGUGUUGUUCCCCAGCAAGCAGCACAACGUGCCACUACUCUUGUCGUCUUCUCAAGACUGGGUCUGUGCAGCCCCUAAUCUGCUUUCUAUAAUACUACUAUGGAGAAGUACCUGAUAUAACUGCAAUUCAAAAAUGCAAACUAUCUUUUUUUCACAAUUUUAUUUCAACGGUUUUAAAAACUUAUUUUAAGUUUUCUUUCUGUAAAUGGGAACUAUUUCAUUGCAUAUUGUGCUAUUACAGAUAAAUAUUUCACAUGUGCGUUUUAUUGUCAAUUAACAAUCAAGAACACUAUACAAGGCAAAUGUUUUGUUAAAAUUUACAAUUAAGAGAUGGUUUCAUGAGUGAAAGUACAGUUUACAGCAGGGUAAAAACACCGGUUACGCUCAAGAACAGGAAGGCCAGAUUACUUUGCCAGAAACAUCUAAAAGGGGCCUGCACAAUUUUGGAAAACAUUUUUUUGGGGACAGAUGAAACCAGAAUGAACUUGUAUCAGAAUGAUGGAAGAGAAACAGGUAAUGAUCUGAAGCAUGCCACAUCAUCUGUCAACAUGUUAUGUCAGCACCAAAAACAAAAAAACGAAAAAGACCAGUUAGACUCUCAAAGCAAAGUUUGUGUUACUUGAUGAAGCAUGUGUCCUUGGACCAAAUCUAUGACUGAGGUAUUUUUUGGACCUCCACAGUGGCAUCAGCAGUUGCACUGUGGGUUCUUGUAACCCAGCUGACUCUUUUCAAUGUGGAGAAGUAGCUGCUCUACUCUGAGUCCCUCGCAAACGACUGAACUUCUCACCCUAUCUCUGAGAGGCCAUCCACCCUUUGGAGAAAUCUCAAAAAUACCAAAAUGUUUUUAAGGCUCAAGUUGUGAUUGGCCUGCUGACUUAAAAUCCUCUCCUUGCACUGGCAGUGGUGUAUCUGAGUUGUUUUAAUGUUUUUAAAACCUCCGGCAAAAUCAAAAAGCCCCAUAGUCCUAUGUUGUGUUACUGUGUAACUAACACACAUUUUUAAUCAGUAACUUUCACUGUUGCUUUUUAAGCUGUGGAUUAAAAGACAGGAAAACUAUAAACUAUCACAUAUUUGAUUGGCUGCUGCAAACUUCAUUGGUUAAACAGACAGUACUGCCUCUACAGAUAAAUAAGGAUGUGUGCAGACAGUACUUGUUAGAGAACUGAGAAGCAAACAUGGACAUGCAGAGCAAUGUGGAAAAGAGGGAACACUGGAGUAAGAAAAGAGAAUAUAUCCUGGCAUCUGCUGGCAAUGUGGUGGGCCUGGGCAAUGUGUGGAGAUUCCCUUACCUUUGCUACAAGAAUGGUGGAGGUGCCUUCUUGUUGCCUUACCUUUUCUUUGCUGUACUGUGUGGCAUGCCACUCUUCCUCCUGGAAACUGUGAUUGGUCAGUACACACAGGAGGGCACUAUCACCUGCUGGACCAAGCUCUGCCCGCUGGCACAGGGAGCUGGUUAUUCUAUCAUCAUGAUCCAGCUAUAUUCCAGAGUCUACAGCAUUGUUUUGGCCUGGGCCCUUCUCUAUCUUGUUUACUGUUUCCGAGACCCUCUGCCCUGGGCUACCUGCAACAAUUCCUGGAACACAGAUAGAUGUGUGGACAUCACCUCUGCAAACCAGACUGCAGUACACAGUGGCAACGCGACAAUAGACUGGAAACUGGGAAAUCUCACAAAAUCUUCAGUCUCAGAGUUCUGGGAGAGACAAGUGUUGUCCAUAUCCGCAGGAAUAGAGGAGCCUGGUGCAGUAAAAUGGGAGGUGCUGCUUUGCCUCCUGGCCUGCUGGGUGGCCUGCUACUUCAGCAUCUGGAAAGGCGUCCGCUCAGCAGGAAAGGUGGUGUAUUUCACAGCUGUUUUCCCUUAUGUGAUGUUGGCCAUCCUGCUGGUCAGGGGAUUGACACUGCCAGGUGCCUGGGAGGGCGUGGUCUACUACCUGUAUCCAGAUCCUUCUCGUCUGGCAGAGCUUCAGGUCUGGAUGGAUGCUUGUGCUCAGGUCCUCUUCUCGUAUGGUGUUUCAUCAGGGAGCUUGAUCACACUGGGCAGCUACAACAGAAAACACAACAACUGUUACAAGGACAGUCUGUGGUUGUGUGCGCUGAAUAGUACCACCAGCUUUGUUGCCGGGUUCACGGUUUUCUCAGCUCUGGGCUUCAUGGCCUAUAAACAGGGAAUUCCUAUUAACAUGGUGGUGGAAUCAGGCCCUGGGCUGGCAUUCAUUGCAUUUCCUCAGGCUGCAGCCAUGAUGCCAGUUCCUCAGCUGUGGGCAGCAUGCUUCUUCUUAAUGCUCAUUUUGUUGGGGAUUGAUACAGUGUUUACAGGCUUGGAGACUAUAACAUCAUCAGUGAUUGACAUGUUCCCAGGACAGAUGCGCAGACCUUGGCGCAGAGAAGUCUUCCUCAUAGUCUUCUGCUUAGUCUGCUUCAUCAUACAGAUCUCCCUCACCACUCAGGGAGGAGUCUAUCUGUUCCAGCUAACCGACCACUAUGCUGCUAAUGGAGCGUGCAUAUUAUUCGUGGGUCUGCUCCAAUGUGGGGCUGUUGGCUGGGGCUUCGGGGCUGAACGGAUGUGCGAUGUAGUUGAAGAUAUGACAGGACACAGGCCAUCGGUAUUCUUCAAGCUGUGCUGGCGUUACUUCACCCCCCUGAUCUCUGUGGUUUGCUUCAUCGGCUUCUUUCUGGACUACCAGCCCCUGACAUCCAACGAAGGCUACAUGUACCCAAACUGGGCCUACCAUCUGGGCUGGGUCAUGGCCCUCUCCUCUGUGGUUGUAGCACCCAUCUGGGCUGUUAGCAAGAUCUGCCUCAGCAAGGACCCCCUCAGAAAGCUUGUGAUCGAUAUCUGGAGCCCUGUUGAUGCCCUCACGGUGAGACCAGAAGAUAUCCAAAAUGAAUUAGAGAUUAAAGCAGUGUCACUUACUGAUAUCUGAGUAGAGAGAGUAUUUCUGAUGGACAACAUAUUAAUCUAUGUAUUCAUAUUCUUUACUUAAUAAAUAUUACUAGAAAAUAAAGCUUUGACA
This is a messenger RNA of Haplochromis burtoni (Burton's mouthbrooder), 4808 nucleotides long. RefSeq names its product sodium- and chloride-dependent GABA transporter 3. The coding region runs from base 2973 to 4718 and encodes 581 amino acids. Lineage: Eukaryota; Metazoa; Chordata; Actinopteri; Cichliformes; Cichlidae. Gene Ontology annotation, biological process: sodium ion transmembrane transport. Gene Ontology annotation, cellular component: membrane. The transcript is spliced from 14 exons. The record is from RefSeq and is a predicted model, not a curated record.